CACUUUUAAAAAGCUGCCAGUAUAGCAUAUCACUUUUGUUUACGUUUUGUAAAAAUUGUUGAUUUCCUAAACAAUGGCUGAUUUAGUGAGUGGAGAAGCCUCUGAAUCAGAUGAGGAACUGCAAGACAAGCACAAGAUUUUUGCAGCUGAAGUUUCAGGCGAGGCCACCGAAGAUGACGAUGAAGACAUUUACGAACAACAGCAAAGAAGCAGCCAGGUGAACAAUACGGCCUCCAUUUAUCGCAAUAAUUUGCUUCAACGGAAACUAAUUGAAAACAACAUUGCAAUUUGGAAAUCUCUCACUGCUUUUACCCGCAGCUUUGUUCUUAACGCCUCAAAGCAAUUAGUGACCACGGACCAAAUGCUCAUUAAAUCCCAGCUUAAUCUGCAGUCGGCACACAUAUCUCUCCAGCAAGCCCAAAAAAAUGCCCAGGAACUGCAAUCUAGAGUGUCUGCUGUGAUGACCAGUAGCUUUUUGCCCCACAUAAACAUUCAGAAAGCUAGCUAAAUUAUGACCUAUACAUUGUAUUUGUUGAACAACGAUCAAAUUUAGACUAA
Messenger RNA from Drosophila ficusphila, 558 nucleotides. It is a transcript of the gene Blos3, whose product is annotated as biogenesis of lysosome-related organelles complex 1 subunit 3. The transcript is spliced from 3 exons. Bases 74 to 508 code for a protein of 144 amino acids. NCBI's taxonomy places the organism in Eukaryota, Metazoa, Arthropoda, Insecta, Diptera, Drosophilidae. Gene Ontology annotation, cellular component: BLOC-1 complex. The record is from RefSeq and is a predicted model, not a curated record.